Molecule: messenger RNA, 933 nt
Organism: Aedes albopictus (Asian tiger mosquito)
Lineage: Eukaryota; Metazoa; Arthropoda; Insecta; Diptera; Culicidae
Exons: 4
Coding region: 50-916 (288 amino acids)
Cellular component (GO): membrane
Source: RefSeq, a predicted model, not a curated record
ACCGGUGGUGAUCAUGAACGAUUGCUGAUCGGUGCUGCGUCCCGUCAAGAUGAGACAAAAUCGGUGGAUUGUGGUGGUUUUCCUGUUCCCGCUCGGUGAUGUAGUGUUCGGUGGUUCGGUUUGGAAGAGUUCCUUCCGGCAGUUGGCAUGGGAAGCGAAGGAUUUGUUAAAAGUGUGUUCGGCGAAGAACGACUCUCGGUGGGAGUGUUUGAGGGACGAAAGCCUGGCAGCGGUAGAUGAGUUAGCUAGCCGGGAAAGGAUACCGCUGGUGGGUGGUAUCAGUUUGGUUCGCGUAACAAGUGAUUAUGGAAAAUCUGCAACGACAGUGCCACACACUGCAUUGAACAGCAUAGAUUCAUCCAGCAAUAGCUCGAAAACGUCAUCCACACAUGAUGAUGAUGCAUCGCAAGAUGACGAACGAGCUCGCCUUCCUCCGAGUCGGGACUCUACGCCAUGGACCACACGCAUCUUGAGGGCUCUGGAGCACAUGUUUCAUACGCACGUUCUGCAGAUUGAUUUACUGAACUCCGGUGGUGGCAACGGAAAGCAGUGGAUCAACAGGAAGGAUGCCAACUGGUUGUGGAAAUACCAUCGUAAAUUGAAUAAUCAGUCUGUGGUUGAAGGACGUCACCGGCGCCACCGGCAGCAGAUGAUACCGAUGAUGAUAUUCGGCGUGACGGUGUUCGGCAUGUUUGUGAUUCCGAUGGGAUUUCAGUUCCUGGCAGCACUCAGCGGGAAAGCAUUCCUGAUGGCAAAGCUCGCCCUGCUGCUGGCAUCAAUCAACGGACUGAAAAGGGUAGCAGGCGUUCACUACGGAUUCCACUCAGUAGAACCGCAUCACCUCCAUCACUCGCAGUCGGUCUUGUACGACCGUGACUACGCAUACGGACCUCGCGUUUUACCUCCUACAGAAUAGCAGCUAAGCUCGAGCCG